This is a messenger RNA of Capsicum annuum, 2870 nucleotides long. Its product is annotated as glycosyltransferase family 92 protein RCOM_0530710. The record is from RefSeq and is a predicted model, not a curated record. NCBI's taxonomy places the organism in Eukaryota, Viridiplantae, Streptophyta, Magnoliopsida, Solanales, Solanaceae. The coding region runs from base 679 to 2478 and encodes 599 amino acids. The transcript has a single exon.
UUUUUUUUUUUUCUAAAAAAAAAAAUUUCAUAUGCACUUAGGUUUUCACUCUUUUGGAUUACAUAAAGGUGAUUAAUGUUGUGAUUACAGAAAAAAUAAAAAGGUGUGAAUUUUUACCAACAUUGAAUCAUAUAUCGUAAAUUUAUACGAAGCAAUCAACGAAUUCUGACGAAACAUUAUACCCUAGUUGGUAUCUCAUUGAAGAUCAAAAAUAAAUUUCAAUUUGUGCACAUGCUACGUUGUUGAUGACCAUGGUUAAAAUGUUGUGGUCAGGCGAUGGAGAUUGGAAGAGAAAAGAUGUUCUUGUUAAUCAUGGUUAAAAUGGUUCGAUAAUCAUUCAUUAUUUUCUGAAGACACUUGUCAUAAAAUAGACAUUCAAUUUGGAGGGGAGAUUUCCAAAUCCCUUCCGUAUAUAUUACAUUAGUUCAUAAUUUUUCAGAUGGCGAACGAACGAGUCGAGUCGGAGAUGAAUGAGAAGAGAAUGGGCCAGAUCGAUAUGAGUCACCAAUGCCCAUUCAAACAAUAAAGACAUAAACCAACAAUCAAAUCAUAAUUAGCCUCAAACAAUGAUCAGGAAAUAAUAAAAACCUUAAACCAACAAUUAUUCCAAAUCCAAUUCCCUUUUCUACUUAUAUUCUAAGUAGGAAAUAUUCCCCCUUCUUCCUAGCUCCUAUAUAUAUGUUCAACAUUCAUGACAUACCAAUUCCGUCAUUGCCACAAUUUGUUAUGGCUCGAAAAGUUCGUAUCACUUUCCUUUUCAUUAUAACUUCGAUUUUUUUCUUCGCUACAUUUUAUCACCUUUAUCUUCGUGAUUCUAUCUCUGACAUCAACGUCGAUUAUCUCCCUAUCCUCUCUGUCUCGUCAAAGGAAGCUAAUAACAACAACCUCGUAAUCCGUGAAAAUAUCUCUUCCCCUAUAACACGUUUAGAUAUUCCAGCAUUACAAUCCGACCUGGACCAGGACCCUGACAUAAUUCCAUCAGUAUCCAUAUUGAUGCCCGACUGGGAAGUCUACGUAAUUAUUUCUCCCGAUUAUACCCCUCUCAUUUCUCUGCAUGAUCGUUACAUUUGCGUAUACGAAACCAGAGAGGUAUCGCCGGCAAUCCACGCCGGCGAGCUCCAGCUCCCGAUACGAUCAUUGUUCAAAUGUGAGUUACCUAGACGAGCUCGCCGGAGAUUGCCUUUUAAACAAACAACAUUGAUGAAGUCGUCAGAAAAGUUGCCGGCGCCGGCGGUGAUGGCGGCGGAGCCGGAGCUUUUACGGUGGUCGUUUCUCGUUUACGACUCGUUAACGACGGAGGACGACGUCGUUUUGUUUGUUAAAGGGUUGAAUAACCACCAAGGGAUAAAUAGAGAACCUAAUGAGUUUAGGUGUGUUUUUGACUCUAAGGGUAAAAAGGUAAUUAGAACGACCUUAACGAGUUCGAUACAAGAAGUUUUUCGAUGUAACCACCCUGAUCCAACUAUUUUUUUCGAAGGAGGAGAGAGAGUAUUAGUCUCUCUCGAAGUUUUACUUCCUGUUCCAGUGAUUGUACCUUCCGUGGCGUAUUAUUACAGUACGCCACGGAAACUGGAACAUAAUGAGAAGUCAGAGAAAGCUCAUCUUUGUGCAUGUACGAUGGUGUACAAUGUUGGUAAAUUUUUGAAAGAAUGGGUAUUAUAUCACUCGAAAAUCGGUGUUGAAAAAUUCGUGUUAUACGAUAAUGGUAGUGAUGAUGAUUUCGAUAAAGUUGUCGAUGAGCUUGUCCAAGAAGGUUACAAUGUGAAAACAUAUUUUUGGCUUUGGCCAAAAACUCAAGAGGCUGGUUUUUCACAUAGUGCAAUUUAUGCUAAGGAUUCUUGUUCUUGGAUGAUGUAUAUUGAUGUGGAUGAAUUUGUGUACUCACCACUGUGGUCUAAUUUAUCGCGCCCAUCGACAUCAUUGUUACAUUCUUUCUUACCACAUCCUAAGAAUGUACAAGAUGUGUCAGUUGAAAAGAGACAGGUCGCUGAGAUUAGCAUCCCUUGUUAUGAAUUUGGACCAUCGAAACAGAGUUCACAUCCGAUAACAGGAGUGACACAGGGAUACAACUGCAGAAGAAAGGUCGAGAACAGACAUAAGUCAUUUGUAUAUUUGGAUGCUGUUCAUCACUCUUUGCUCAAUGUGAUUCAUCACUUCAUAUUGAAACAAGGGUACAAGGAAAAGAAAGUGAGUGUCCAUGAUAUGGCUGUGAAUCAUUACAAGUUCCAAGCUUGGCCUGAAUUUAAGGCUAAAUUCCGGAGAAGGGUAUCGGCUUAUGUUGUCGAUUGGACUAAAGAAUUGAAUCCGGGUUCAAAGGAUCGAACCCCCGGGUUAGGGUUUAACCCUGUUGAGCCUCGUGGUUGGCCAUUGAAGUUUUGUGAGGUAUAUGAUAAUGGUUUAAAAGAUUUGACGCGGAGAUGGUUUGCACUAAAGUCACCAAUUACUCGGUUAGAUUACAGUAUGGCAUGGCAAAGAUGAUGACCACUUAGUGUCUAUGUUGCUCCUGCCCUCGAAAAAUGGUAUCAUGCUCUCGUCAGAUCCUCCAAGAAUGCAUAACGUUGAAGGAUAUUUGGAGGAUCCAAGCAACAUAUAGGUCUGUAUACUCAUGUAGAUUAUGACACAUUGAAGGUUUCCAGCUGCAGACAUAUAGCAUUAGAAUUAAUUGGUGAUUUUUUUUGUUUUUUGUUUUUUCUCAUUAGUUUCUUUUAUAUUAUACCUUAAAAAGAUUGUUCUUUUGUUUCUUUAUAUAUACAUUUGAUGUUUGUUUUAUGAGUUAGCUUGCAUGUAACCUGUGGAUAGAUAGGAUAGUUGGAUUUCCUCAUUAAAUUCUUUGUUUUGAUUUAUUUAAUGUUCAUUACUCUCUUCUUAGU